AUGGCGCUGAAGACAGGAGAAGACCUGAAGCUGCUGGGGAUCAGGGGGAGCCCGCACGUGCUGCGCGUGCAGCUCGCGCUCCGCCUCAAGGGCUUGAGCUACGACUACGUGGAGCAGGACCCCAGGAACAACCACAAGAUGGGCGACCUGCUCCGCCACAGCACGGUGCCGGUGCUGCUGAUCCACGGCGGCAAGCCCGUCCGCGGCUGCCUCAACAUAAUACUAUACGUCGAUGAGGCCUUCGCCGGCCCCUCCCUCCUCCCCGCUGGGCGCGGCUGCCACGCCCGUGCCGUCGCUCGCUAGUGGGCCGACUUCAUCGAUGACACGCUCGUUGAGGCGAUGUACAAGGCGGAGGGCAGGAACCAGGCGGCUGCGGCGAUAGAGGCCCUAGAGGGUGCACUGAGAGAGUGCUCCAAGCCCUUCUUUGGCGGCGACAAUGCCGGAUAUGUGGACGUCGUUCUCGGGAGCCUUCUUCCAUGGGUGUGUGCCGCCGACGCGACGUGGGGUACCGAGACCUUAGACCCCGCCAUGACGCCGCUCUUGGCCACUUGGAAGGACCGCUUCAGUGCGUUGGACGCGGCCCAGGGGGUCAUGCCGGACAUGGGGAAGGUGGUCGGCUUUGCCACGAUGAUGCCUGCUAGACACCCUAAACGAUCAGACCUGACGCUUCAUGUGCUUAUGUUUUUUUUAUGA
Messenger RNA from Triticum dicoccoides, 693 nucleotides. RefSeq names its product probable glutathione S-transferase GSTU6. Gene Ontology annotation, cellular component: cytoplasm. The record is from RefSeq and is a predicted model, not a curated record. Gene Ontology annotation, biological process: glutathione metabolic process. NCBI's taxonomy places the organism in Eukaryota, Viridiplantae, Streptophyta, Magnoliopsida, Poales, Poaceae. Gene Ontology annotation, molecular function: glutathione transferase activity.